GGCGAUACGUCUACCGGUGUGCACUUCCUGAGGUCGAGCCCGUGAUUGUUGUGUAGCUCAAUCGACCGUCGCUCUUUAUAACCACGCAAACAAAAGACCUCAGUGUUUGACUUUUCACUAAUAGAGAAGCUGUUCUUCAGGAGUAACAUGGACUACACGAGUGCUCUGGAGGUGUAUAAGGAGAUGCUCCUCCUGUACUGUGAGGAGUUUAAGUACUACAUUAACUCAGUGUGUGCUGGAUUGGAGCCAUGGCAGCUCAUCGCAUCAACAUUGGUGUCUACUCUUGCGGCAGUAUGGCUCAAAGGCUUCCUGUUUCAGAAGGAGAGUCUGAUGUCUAGAACCAAGAAGCAGUGCUUUCGACUCCUCAGAAAAAUCCCGUUCAUAAGCACAUCAAUUCAGAACCAGCUGAACAAGGCUCUAGAUGACAUGUCAAUGAUCCUGUGCACACUGAAGGAAGGAAUGAGCUACACAAAGUGCCUGCCAACACAGGGCCUGACACAGGAACAAGUCCUAGACAACAUCAGAGAGUACCAGUCACUGAAUGAAGUGCAGUGGUCCAAAGGCAAGGUUUCAGGGGCAGUCUACUGGGGAGAUGAAAAGCUCACAGAUCUUCUGGUGAAGGUAUAUGGUGAGUUUGCUUGGAGUAAUCCCCUCCACCCAGACAUCUUCCCUGGUGUGAGAAAGAUGGAGGCAGAGGUGGUGCGGAUGACGUGUUCUCUCUUCAAUGGUGGUCCUGAGUCAUGUGGCACAGUCACUUCUGGUGGAACCGAGAGCAUUUUAAUGGCCUGUAAAGCAUACCGAGACCUGGCUUAUGAAAGAGGAAUCGAAUAUCCAGAGAUAAUCGCACCAGUAAGUGUCCAUGCAGCAUUCGACAAGGCAGCACACUACUUUGGAAUGAAAUUGAUUCAUGUACCUUUGGAUAAGAAAACGAUGAAAGUCGACGUGAAGGCCAUGAAGAGAGCCAUCUCUAAGAACACAGCCAUGUUGGUGUGCUCUGCUCCUCAGUUUCCUCAUGGGAUCAUUGACCCCAUUGUGGAAGUAGGGAAGUUGGCAGAAAAGUACAACAUUCCCUUCCACGUGGAUGCCUGCUUGGGUGGGUUCCUUAUAGUGUUCAUGGAAAAGGCCGGAUUCAAGCUGGAGCCGUUUGACUUCCGAGUUAAAAGCGUCACAAGCAUUUCAGCAGACACACACAAGUAUGGCUAUGCACCUAAAGGCUCGUCAGUGGUGAUCUACAGAGAAAAGAAAUAUCGCCACUACCAAUAUUUUGUAGCACCUGAUUGGCAGGGAGGAAUUUACGCAUCUCCCUCCGUAGCUGGUUCUCGACCUGGUGGGAUCAUUGCUGCCUGCUGGGCCACUAUGAUGCAUAUGGGAGAAAAUGGCUACGUGGAGGCCACCAGGAAGGUUGUUCAGACAGCGCGCAUCAUUGCAGCAGGCGUCUGUAACGUGGAGGGACUGUUUGUGUUUGGAAACCCAGAAGUCUCAGUGGUGGCUUUAGGCUCCAACGUAUUCGAUAUAUUCCGUUUAUCCAAUGCACUCACAUCAAAGGGAUGGAAUCUAAAUACUCUCCAGUUCCCAUCCAGCAUCCAUAUUUGUGUAACUAUGCUGCAUACACAGCCUGGUGUUGCAGAGCAGUUUGUCAAAGAUGUAAAGGAGGAAGUAGCAAAAAUUAUGAAAAAUCCAAAGGAGAAGACCACUGGAAUGGGGGCAGUUUAUGGAAUGGCCCAGUCCAUCCCUGAUCGGUCAAUGGUGACGGAGGUAUCAUGCGGCUUCCUGGAUUGCCUCUACAGCACUGAGGUUAAAAAGGUCCAAAGUAACAACCAUACCAAGAAGAAGAACCACAUGAAUGGGAACUCUCAAACCCACUGAGUCUAGCAUGACUGCCCAUGGGCUGCUCAUCACAUUUACGUACUGAUGGUUUUGUUCAUUUCAAUCACUUAUUUACUUAUUUCUAAUUAACAACACAAGCCAUUUAACCCCAUUCACUAUGGGCAUUUUCUUCAAGAUGAUUUACUGUCGAUAAAUCUGUCCGUCCGUAAAAUCUGUGGUAUCAACGUCAGUGCAGAAGGUUCAGGGACUGUUAUUUUUUUUUAAACAAGUGUCAUUAUAUGUUCAGGUUCUGUUGUAUGGGUCUGUUGACACUUCUCAUGUAUUUUACAUUCCUCCAGGUAAAUGCUCUAGCUGAGCGCUCAGGCUUCACUGAUUGAGCCAUUUGUAGAGAUUUAAGUACACGAUUUAGUAAAAACUCUCAAACCUUUUAUUGCUAACUGCAAAAUGAAUGUCCCUUAAAAUAUUUCAGUUCACUUUUCAGAGUAACAGUACAGUUGUCACAGACAUUGGCCUCAUGAAAACAAAACUGAAACAUGUUAAAAAGCUUUUAAUUUCCAGUCCAUCCUUUGUGCUGGUGCUGAUCAUAAUCAGAUAACUGUACAGCUUUAUUCCAUCAUGAAAAUGGAUCAAGCAACGUUUUACGUUUUUCUUUUAAUAAAUAUUUCCAAAAUCAUCUAAUGAAACUUGAAGUACUACUCAGGUGUACUUGAAUAACAAAAAAACUUUCCAGUUUUUGUAAUGUUAAAUUUCUCAUUUUAAUAGGCUGUUAAAAAAAUUUGUUCAUUAUAAUUGAAGCAAGUUAUAAGAUGGUUUUUUGUUAGUGUCCUCCUUAUGAUUUACUGAUCCUGCCCCCACAUUAUGUCUACCUCAGAAUUUGUUCCAACUUUACAUUUUAACAUUUUAACUUCUUUAUAAUCACAAGUAUUGGAAUAAAUGUUCUCAUUCCACAUAUUAAUUAUUCAGUUUACUGGCCACUUAAUACAGUGAGGAAUUGUUUGAACUCCUUGGGAGAUGGUUAGGAGGGGAUCAUUUCUUUUUUUUUUUUUUUCCAGAAAUUAAUAUUGGUAGAAAUUUGAUAUUUCUUAUCCGAGAAGGAUACAUGUGUAAGAAAUAAUUGUUGUUGAAGUUUCUAAAGUAUAUAAAGGGAAAAGUGCUCUUGGAUCAGUAGUGAGAUGAUGAUGAUACGGUACCACUGAAUCCUGACUGCAGACCUCACUGGCUGUUUUAAUUCUGUAUGUAUUUGUAAUGUUUGUGACCACUAUGUGUGUUUUUCCAUUAUACAUUACUAAUGUAGGGUCUCAUAUUUCAAUAAUGUAAUUAUUUUUGAGUGUUAAUAAAUGUUAACACAGGGCUACAAUGGUUCGUAACAUCAUAACAUUUAGCUAGGUUUAACUGUUGAUGUGCAAAGUUACACUACUUGUAAUAGCAAGAAUAUUUUUAAAACUUAUUUUCAUAUUCAGUAUUUAUAAUUAAAGCAGCUGUCGCUUUGCCACCACAGAAAUAUUUUAAAGGCACCAAGCAAGCAAUAUAACUACCUAAAAUUGAGGCACCUUCAAGUUUGAAAUCUGGAGUAUCCGCUGACUUUCAUGGUUAUGAUUAUCUAUAGCUGAUGACCCACGCUGUUCACGUGUAUGUCUUUUGGCAGGCUCUAGUGCUAGCGAAUGUUUAGAGCAGCCUCAGGGAGAGGGCCUUUUUCGAACCAGACCAUAUCCACUUACCAUAAUAGCCUGUUUUUGAAAACAAUAAAGUUGUAUUUUGAAAAUC
Tachysurus vachellii is the source of this 3591-nucleotide messenger RNA. It is a transcript of the gene sgpl1, whose product is annotated as sphingosine-1-phosphate lyase 1. The transcript is spliced from 14 exons. The coding region runs from base 148 to 1866 and encodes 572 amino acids. The record is from RefSeq and is a predicted model, not a curated record. Gene Ontology annotation, cellular component: endoplasmic reticulum. NCBI's taxonomy places the organism in Eukaryota, Metazoa, Chordata, Actinopteri, Siluriformes, Bagridae. Gene Ontology annotation, biological process: carboxylic acid metabolic process; sphingolipid catabolic process. Gene Ontology annotation, molecular function: sphinganine-1-phosphate aldolase activity; pyridoxal phosphate binding.